CACAUAUGGAGGUAGAGUCAAUGUAGAGUAAAGUGGGGGUGGAGUCUAAGUGUUUAAUCUUUUUAGUUUAAACCUUAAGUUUUUAUUUUUUUUGUGUUUCAUUCAGAUACUUAUAAUUUAUCCCGAUGAUGACCGAACAAGGUUUCCCUGUCAAUCAUACCACAACUACUACAGUAACAACUUCGAAUACAACAGUUCAAACAGAUAUAAGAUAUGAUCCACUUUACAUCCGUUCAGUACCUGGUAUCCUGAAGUGUGUCGAAAUUGUUCUCAACCUUCUGGUGUUUCUUUCAGCUUCUUUUUCUAAAUUUUCACAUGUUGCACAUAUGAGUUUUACUAGUCUGAUAUGUGGUUUUGGUUUCUGGGUAACAGGAAUUUUACUUGGUUGUUAUGCUUUCCAUGUGGUUGAGAAAUUUUACAGGAUACCUUGGUUGAAAUUCGAAUUGAUUUACACCGGUAUAUGGGCUUUUUUCCUCAUGAUUGGGUCAACAUUUUGUGCUGCAUAUAUGGGUUCAGGAGCAGUUUUUGGAGUUGUAUCAUUUUUUGGAUAUAUAAAUAUGAUUGCUUAUGCUUACGACUGUUUCUUGAAGUUUAAAAGCAUACAGAAUGGGGAAAUAGCUCAGGGCGAACGUAUUAAAACUACAAGCACUGUUACAUCACCUUCUGCCUAUUAAUUAGAUAUUUUAUUAUAUUUUUAUGUUUUCUUUUGGUAUUACUACAUGUUGAUCCUACAAUUUUUUAAGAAAUUAAAAAGAAAUAAUUAGUUUGGAUAACAUUUACAAAUAGUAUUUUUUUAUAAUUAUUAUUUAAAUGAGUCAGCACCUAAUACAAUUGGUUUAUAGUAUCUCUUGCACCAUUGUAUAUCUAUUUACUUGUAGAAGUUAAUUAAUAUUGAGUGCUUUUAUUCGAAAUUACUAUUAAGUAAUUGAAGUUGGAAUAUCUUGCAUGAUAUGUAAAUGUAACAUCUUAUUUUAUUAUCUAUCCAUUCUUUACUUAUUAUUAACCAAUCUACUUCAUUGUAGAACCAUAGUUGUACAUGGAUUUGGUUUAAAAAGUCAGUCGAGAUGUUUGCAUGUUAAAUUAUUAAUACAUUGAUUAAUGUGAAACAAAACGAUAUAAAUCAAUUUUAAAACAAAUUUCAAUUGAUGUUUGCUGAUAGAUGUUUGUAACAAAUGGUUCUGUUUGGAAAUUACCAAAUUUUUCAUGAUGUGAUUUGUAACUAUCUAUUUUAUGCAUAUUGGUAUUGAAAAAACACCAAAAGAAAAAGAAAAAAAAAAUUAACACAUCAUAUGAAUAUGACAAUAAUUUAAGUUAAAUUUCAUAUGUGAUUGAAAUUUUGUAUUUCUUAGUCAUCUCAAAAUCUUUUAGAAAUAUAAGUCAAAUGUGUGUUGUGUGUUCUUAUAAAUAUCUUUAAACCUGAGUGAAAAAAAAGAAAGAAAUAUUUUUGAGAUUCAAAUUAAGACUAAACUAAUAUUUUGGAAUAUUAUUAAUGAAUGCCAAUUAUGUGUAUGAUGUUGGUUGCCACAUUUAAUUUCAAGAUUUUCAAUUUUAUUUUUUAUCUUUGUUAUUCACUAUAUUGAUUAUUAAAUAGAAUAUAGUCAAAUAAGUACAAAAGUAAUUUCUAAGAUUUUUUUUUUCAUUUGCUUACUAAUAGGUUUAGUUGAAAUGGCUUACUUAUCAAAUAUACAGAUUUAUAAUUUAAUAUUUUGUUAAUAUGUAUAGUUUUUUUUUUUUUUGUUUUUUUACUCUGGUAAGCAUUAUAAAUUUAUAUAAUGUACCUGAGUAGCAAUUGGUAACAACGUUUGGAUGUAUGUUUUUGUAAGUAUUUAACACUGUUAGUAUUAUUGUAUGUAAGAUCCCAAUUUAGUGUGUUAAUUUAUUGUGAUAAAUGUUUUUGAUAUUUAAAUACUUAUAAGUAAUUCUUAUGUAAGCUAAUAGCACAGUUGAAGUAACCUAUGGAAUACACUGUUCACAAUAAGUUGCUUAAUUUAGUAUUAUGUAAAUAGUAUUAGAUACAGACAUUUUUUUUUUUGUUUCAAUUCAUUUGCUGUAGAAUGGUGUUACUUAAUGUUAUGCCCAUGAAAGAUGUAUAAAUAUAUAUUUAUAGGCUUAUUACAAGAGUAAUGCGCUUGUUGUACGUGUAGCUAGCAAUAUUUGUUUAAAGGUAUAUACGAUUUUCAUGAUAUUGAAAACUAUAUACCUGAAACACUGAACAUUAGUAAAGUCAGUGUUAGCUUUCCUUUAGGAUUCAGCUAUAAUGUAUUAAAAUUAUUUUCCCUUAACGUAUUGUCGCUAAUUCCUUGUGUGAAUAGUCCCGUCUCUGGUUUUAAUAAUUAAUAACUUUAAUCAGUUAUAAAAUUUGUAGUUUUUGAUAAUUAAUGACCUUUUUUUAUUCUAAUUAGGUGAUAAUAAUAAUAAUAAUCUAAUUUCAUCCUGAUUCCUUUCUAAUAUUACAUCAAUUGUAUAUUUUCAUAUAUUAAAUAUAUUUUCUUAAAAAGUAAUUUUUAUUAAAGUUGUAUCUAAAAACUUAAAGCUUUGUGAAGUUUCAUGCCAGUGAUGACGAACUGUCUGUGAUUAAUUUAUGAAGAAAAACGAAGUUUGUUAAAUUUAAAUACUAUAUCAGAUAUAGAAAAAUCUAUAACUUGCCGACAUUAGUGAUCUUAGUAUGAAAAAUUAUUUUUUUAUUUAUCUAUCAAAAAGAGUAGAUAUUAAAAAGGAAAGAACAAAUUAUUGAAUUUUUAUUGCUAUAUUGUAUUUUUUAAAUCUUCAUUUGAUAUUUCAAACCCAAUUAGACAUAAAUAAAGUAUUAAUACGGGAAAAUUGUGAAUAUAUAUCUAUUGACUGAUUUUUCAGGGUACCUUAUCUAAUAAUCUGUUCCAAGUUUCCUGUCAUGAUAUUUCAGUCAUUUUCUAAAUAAUUACUUUUUGAUUUUCCACUACCCAAGGAUCCAAAUCUGAAUCUGAAACAAAACACUUGGGAUUAGGUUAAAAAAUAUGAAAUUAAAAUUCAUCAAGUUGCUUCCAAACCAUUUUAUUUAAGUACAAUAUGUGCUUAUAGGUAUGAUGUGUCACCUUUUAUCCCCUCUCUUAGGUUCGCCAUCACUGGUCGAAGCUAUGUUAGUAAGUUUUUUCAGUAAUAUUUUUUAAUAAUUAUUUAUUUAUUUUACAUUAAACUUUAGAACAAAAUUCUUAUUUUCAUUUUAGAAUAGUGAUUAAAUGAGUAUUCUGAACGUGAGAAAGUUUUUCUUAAUAAUGGAUUUUCUUAUACUUUACUUAACUUUUGAAAAUUUAAUGUUUAAAUUAUAUGUAAAAAUAAGUAUAAAUAUUUUCUGAAUUUAAAAAUCUUGACCCUUUUUGCUUGAUAAAGGAAUUUGUUUAGGAUGUAAUUUAAUAUAUAAAUAAUGCUAAACUAAUCUUAUGAAUGAAACUUAUUACAGCUUUGUGAUGUAAGGUUUGCUAUUAACGAUUAGUUGAUAUUCAAUUUUAAAAGUCAGUAACAUUGACUAAAAUGUUUUCAUCAUUCGGUUACAAGAAUAAAUAGGGGGCUUGUAAGACUAAAACUGACCUUAAGAGCUCAAAAAAAUUGUUUUGAAUUAUUCUCUUAUACUAGUAUCUUCAGAGUCUUAAUAAUUACUGUGAAAAUUUCAUAGUAAUACUAUACUAUUAAGGCUAUAUUGUGUAUGUGUAAUUAACACUUAAUCAAUUUUUAAGACAAUUCUAAUAUGGGAAGGUCAGUUAUUACUGAAUUUCCUUUUUAUAGUAUCUCUUUAAUAUGUAAGGGAUUUACUUUUCUAAAUUUGCAUAUCAUAAAGCACAAAAUUAAUGUACUUAUACCUUAUAAUAUUAAAAUUGUAUACCAAUUUUGUUCUAACAAGUCUUAUGUUUCACCCACUCUCAAUAUGGAUUAUGGUAUAUAGUAACAGGAUAUAUGCACCUGUUUGAUAGUCGUCGGCAAUCUUUUGGAAAAAGUAUGUUUAUAAUUAUUUAGCAUUAAUAAGGUUAUGGCCAUGAAAAUAAGUUUCUAAAAUUAUUAUUAUUGUAAAACUUAAAAACAGCAUUGUCCUAAUAAUUACUUUAAUUAUAUUAAAACGAGGAUUAAUAAAAAAAAUUAAAAUCUAAUUAAGAGGAAGGAAAUUUCGGAAUCAUAUUAUGCUUACAAGACCAGAUAAUUGACCAAUGCUAUUUUUAAUUUUAUUCAAUGUGUAUUUGUUUUCAUUUUAUUAAUGAAUCAUAAAAAUAAAAUAGAUUAGCACUAACACGUAGUUAUCCAUUCAAUUUGGAACACAAUUACACAUGUCACUCCUUAAACACAAACCUUUUUAAUUUAUUACUUUCACUACUAAAUACACGCACUAACAAUGACAAAUUGUAGGAGAAUGCACUGAAAUUUUUAUGUAAUUUAGUAGUGUUUGUGUUUCAAAUGUAUGAUGUUUGUUAUGCAUGUGAAAAUAUAAAUUUUGCUAAAAGAGAUUUUCAUAUUAAUUUAUCUACUAUAAAAAUACAGGAUAUUUUUUAUAAAUGCUACUGUGAAUUAUGAAAUUGUGAUUUUUCUACAUAAAAUUUGAAGUGUGCUAUUUAGUGUGGUGUAUAUCACAUAUUUGUGACAUUUACAUAUCAAAUAUUUUAAACAAAAUAUAAAUUUUUUGGUAUAAAUUUUAGGAUUGUUAUUCUCUUUCCAAAUGAUAUUUCACAACUGUUAAAAUGCGAUUAAUUAUCACUAUAUGUUAGUUGUAAUUCUUCAGUGUCUUAUUAAAAUAACUAUUUCUCACUCAUUCUCAACAACAUAAAAUAUAUAUUUAUGAAUAAUUAUCUUACAUGCAAGCUUCAAGUGUUCAAUUUGCAUGUCAAUGUCUAUAUUUUCCAUAUCUAUCUCACAGUUACCGGUGUGUUUUUAAGUGGUUAAAAUGUGUUUAUAACACACAUUAAAUAUUAAUAAUAUUUUUUCUUUAAUGUUAAUAGUUCUAAAUUUAUUUGGUAUCUUUUAUAUAUUCUUGUUAACAUUUAUUUAUUUUAUUUAAAAAAUAUUAACAAUGUUACAUUUAUGUAUAGAUCCGAUAUUUAUUAUUUAACCUUUCAUCUAUUUUAUGUGAAGUCAUUAUGUAUAAUGUUUGUUUAUAUAUUCUAAUUUAUUUUGGUCAUUUUAAAUACUUUUAUGUAUAAAUAUUUAUCCCCAUAUCACUAUGUAUUUAAUAUCUCGAUAAUGUAUGCAAGCAUAUCCCUAUAUCACAAUAAAUAUUGACAAGGAGCAAAUAUAAUUAAAGUAUUCUGUUUAUUUAUUUAUUUUAAUUUUUUUAAUAGGAACAUGUUGAAUAACGUAAUUCUUUUUUUCUGUAUAUUUCUGGAGCAUUUUUAUAUUAAAAACAAACUCCCGCUUUAAUAACCUUUUGCUGGUAUACUAAUGAUUAUAAUCAAGUGAUUAUAAUUCAAAGGUGUUGGUUGAAUUAACUGGCCUAAUAAAAUUGAUUUUAAUUAAUUUAGUUUUUCCAGUAGAAAGCGUUUAAUUGGGACCUGGGAAGCUCCAGACUACUUUAUAGUAAAUAAAUUGUUGAAAAGUGGGGGAAAAAGCUUAAGAAAACUUAAAUCUAGUCUUUAUUCAAGUACUUAAUAUUUAAAAUAUUUAAAGAACUGUUAAUUCCCUAUUAAACAAUCACCAUAAGAAAAUUAUACUCAUUUUCUAUAACUUUCUACUUGUGUUUUGUCAUACAAAUUUCAUUUUUUAAAUUUUUAUAAAAAUUGAUUUAUUUUGAACUUUGUUCCUUGUCAUUUUCUACCUUGCUACAUGUGAUUUCAUUUAUUAUUGUAAUUGAUAUAAUGUAUGUACCUAUAUUAUGUACCUAAUUUAUUCUAAUAUAUCAUACUUUUGAAGUAA
Messenger RNA from Nezara viridula (southern green stink bug), 5868 nucleotides. NCBI's taxonomy places the organism in Eukaryota, Metazoa, Arthropoda, Insecta, Hemiptera, Pentatomidae. The record is from the annotation of a GenBank genome assembly.